AUGACAUCAAUGGGCACUGUUAAGCCAGCAGUUGGAUCAAUGUCCAAGACCUCAGUAUCCUCUGGUAUUGGAGGUUCCAAACAAGGAUCUAAUGGAGUGGCCUGUGGUGGAUGUGGUGGCAUUGGACUUGGCCUUGACCUUGACAUUGAUCUUGACCUUCACCUUAAUCUUGGAGGACUCCUUGGAGGCGUCCUCGGAUUAGUUGGAGGACUCCUCGGAGGUGGAAGAUGUCACUAA
This is a messenger RNA of Acytostelium subglobosum LB1, 237 nucleotides long. RefSeq lists its product as hypothetical. Bases 1 to 237 code for a protein of 78 amino acids. NCBI's taxonomy places the organism in Eukaryota, Evosea, Eumycetozoa, Acytosteliales, Acytosteliaceae. The transcript has a single exon. The record is from RefSeq and is a predicted model, not a curated record.